GCAGAUAUUGAAAGAGAAUUAGAAAUGAAUUGUUACAAAAGCUUAGUGAUAUAUUUUGUUGUGAUCACUUCUUUAUAUGGGAACAAAAUACUGUUUGAAUUGGAAGCUCAUCAAAGAGAAGGUAAUCCUGGCCAACCUUUGUGGUUCUACGUCCGGUUCUCUGCAAAUCUUUUCCUCGAUGAAACGAAAUCUGUAUUUUACGCCCAGGUCAUCUCCCACAAUCCACUAAAAACUGUACAGUUAUGCCUAACACCUGAAUCCGAUCAUCAGAAGUUACCACUUGAGCUCCAGGACGGAACAUUGAUAGCUGUGCAAGCUCCUAGAGAAUACAGGAAUGUUCGUAUAUUUCAAUUUACGAUAGCUGAAGAGGGCAAUUACUCUGUGUAUGUCAGACCGCAAUUGACUCAUACAAAGAAACUGAAGAUGAAGAACUUAGCAUCCGUGAACAUUACAAUCUCAAGUCAGUUUGGUGGCAAGGAAUGCCUGGAGACUGCCUCCUUCAGUGUCAAUGAUGUGGAUGCCGUGACCAUUGCAGCUGGAGAAACAAUGUUGAACCCAGCCAGCCCAACACACCUCAAGCUGACUUUCAAGCGUCGUUCGUGUCUCUUUGACAAAAGCACUACGUACACCUGGAGCGUAGAAAGCGUCUUCUACGUGAGGUCCAAGGCUGGAAGCAUUCCAAGAUGUAUCAAUAACAAGAGAGUCGGGAUAGUCGAUCUGACCAAAUUGUAUUCUAGAAUCACUGGCCUCACAUUACCAGUGGCUAUGAACAAGCCCACUCUGUUCAUCCAGCCUUAUACCUUAUCCCCCGGAACAACAUACCGUAUUUGUGUCUUGUUACAGCAGAAUAAAACAGAGCGUAUCCUGUGCACAUUGAUAGGCACAAACAGCACUAAGACGAAGGAUCUCUUGUUUGUCAAAAUGGAUCCGCCCAUGAACAUCUUCACGUUAUGGCCCACCGACCUGAUUUUCAACGCUUCGAAAUCCUUCUUCCUGUACUUGCUGGACGAGGCUGGAUACAUGGGGAAGAAAACAAUUACAUUCUCUUGGAGUUGCUCAGGCAAUCAAAACUGCAAUAACAUAAAAAGUCACUUCAGUAUUAACUCGGGUGGGACAGAUGUUGAAGUAACGGGUAAUCUUAUAACCAAUAAAGCUAGUUCUAUAAUCAUAAGAAGACUAUGGCUGCAGCCAGCAUCUCUUCUGAAGAUCAUGCUGAAUGUCUCGGUUAAAUAUCAGAUGCAAGUUAUCAGCAGGAUGGUCGGGUGGACCAUUAAAAUUCCAGAGCGCUACAGCGGACCGGAGGUCAUCCCGCAUGUAUUUAUAAGAUGUUUAUCCAACUGUCAGUACUACGUCAACGUCAGGCAUCCCCUCAGGCUUGGGGUCGGCUGCCGUAACUGUGAGGAGGUGACCUCCAGAAGUGUUGAACUCAAAUGGUCGAGUACGAAACCAGGUGGGCACAUCUUCAACGAUACUCAAAUGUAUGCAACUAUCAAGGUUGAGCCGACAGUCAAUCUGACAGAAUUCCGAGUCACUCUUACUUUCAGUUACUUUCACAGAGCUGAGAAAAUUGAGUCAGUUGCCAGUCGCGACUUCCUUACACCCGGCCUCACAAAUUUCAGCGUCCAGACCACCAGGUCGCAUAGGAUGAUCACCACGUUGUGGGAUGAUUGGGGAAGAACGGCACAAUUCAGUGAGCCCUCCAGACAACCCAACCAGGAGGUCUCCACGUCUCUUUUUCAGGAGCUGUCCAGAAGUAGAGUCACUUUGUCCAGUAACAACACCGCCGUGCCGCAGAGUAUUCAUCAGAGGGUCACUGCAACGCAACGCAAUCCUGUUGGUCAGUUAGUAACUGAAAUAACAACAGAUCGAUUUCGACUCAUCUUUCGACCAUACGAAGUUAAAUCUGCUGCAUUGAAUGUAAUCUUCCCUUUAAUCUACGUUUUAAAUGUAACAACUCACCUUGUAUUGGGUCAAGGCACAGGUGCCAACGGAUUUCAGAUACUGACGACAUCAUCUCUAGAUUUCUAUCUGCCCUUGAACUUGGCUCCAACAGUGAACCUGAAGACGGUGUCAUCGUUUGGGCUGUACCUGUCGGACUCUCAAGAUGUCACAAUACCCUUGAACUCAGACCUAAAAGUGACAAACCUUUCUGAUGCAUUCCACAAAUAUUUCAGCAACAAUGAUGCAGACAUUACCCAGCUCUUGUUUCUUCUCUGCCAAAUGAUAGACAGUGACCUUGACAUCUCUUCACAAAUAAAAUAUGUAGAGUCCAUCUAUAGACAUCUGAUUGACCCACAGCACAACCUUGUGGACUACAGCAACUUUACAGUGGUGCUCUUCUUAAUGAAGAGAUUGUUUUAUCUUUUGCAGAAACUGAUUGGCUGGGGACAUUUAAAUUUAUUUUCAUUUUGCGACAGUUCGACUUACUUUUUAAAAAUUAUUCGCAAGAUUCUAGACAUGCAUAAUGAACAUCUGGACGUGCCUAUAUACGAUUGUUCUAAAAUUUAUUGGCAGAUCAUCGAUAUACUUGAUGAUAUCAAACGGAAUUGUGACGCUGCAUACAAACGUAACGUACACUACUUACAGGCUUUCAACAUUGGUACGGACAUCUUUAUCAUACUUGACAUAGCACUUCAACAUUGCCCUUUUAGACUAAACCAAUUGUCCCCCUUAGCAGACUCCAUUGUAGAAUGCUGCAGUUUUGAUUCCAGCCAGAAACGAGUGUUGAGAAUCGGCAGUACACAUGCUUAUGGCUACGUCUAUGUGGAGACGCACACCUACAGCCUGCUCAUCAAUGACAUAUCAAUCGACCCCUACAUCCAGAUGGCGGUGUAUGGGUCACAUGAAUCCUCGCUGUCGUCACGUAUUGGAGAUUUGGAAAUAAACGCCCCAGUAAUUAUGAUAGUUAUUCAACAGUUAUCUCCAUUGGACUAUUUCCUUGAAGAAGUCUACUGGGAAAUCUUCGAUAUCAGACUUAUACCUAAACCUUUGACUUUUGACCAUAAGACGUUUAGAAUUAAGCUACAUACUGGACUCAACAGACUCGGAAAUCGGGUUGUGGUAGACAGUGACUGUCUGUUACUUAAGUUUAACGCCUCGGUUAUGUUUGGUACUCAGCUCUUUCUGCGGCCCUCUCUGGACAUGAUAUACACGGUGUCGCCUAUCAUCGUCAGAUCUACCCGCGAAACGCUGGACAUCAUGGACAAAGGCUACGUGGAAAUGCCCCGGACUUAUAAUGAGACGUUACGCAAUAUCACUGGCGACCCCACCUCUCUGUUCCUGCCACAACUUCCACUAGAAUAUCUGCUGGCCAAAGACACGAAAUUCUAUUUGUUGAUUCGGGUGAAAGAGAGACAUGUUGUGAAAGGGAACGACUUGUUGAAAUUAACGGUCUUCUGUAAGCGGGUCACGUGUGGCCGGUGGUCAAGCGAAGACAAGUCCUGGACAGCUAGAAACUGCAGGCCCAGCAAUAUGUCAAUGCUGACACCAGAAUACAUCAACUGCAGAUGCGAUACAGGGCGCAUCUUCUCUGGAGGCGUUGAAGAUUGCUCCAGCUCAAUGGAGGUGCCAUGGAAAGACUAUGCCGUCAUGAAGACCCAAUGGGAUGGAGACCCAAACACGCAAUCAACUUACUGGUAUUACGUCAUCUUUGUCUGGAUAGUCUUCCUAGCACUGCUCGUAUGGACAUACCGCAGGGAUAGGCUGGACAGACCAAUGGGAGCUGUUCAUGUGCUGCCUGGGUUGUUUACGCCCUACCAGUCCGAUCAGUAUUUGGUGUGCAUAGUGACCGGCUGGAUGUUUGGUGCCGGCACCUUAUCGACGCCCCUGCUCACAAUUACAGAUAACGAGGAGUGCGGCAUUUACUUACUAUUUCCCGAUCAGAACUUGUUUCAGAGUGGCUCAGAGAUUUGGUUUCUACUUUCGUGUCCAGAUAAUGUCCAAAAUUUAGACAAAAUUAUAUUCUCUGUUGGCUCUGCCCACUACGCAGACGAUUGGCACGUUUCCCAUAUCUUUAUGAAGCAUCUCAAUCGGGAUGAAGAGCUCUACUGCAUUUGCGACUCUUGGAUACCAGACCUGUCUAACGGGUUCAGAUUUAUUGUGCGGCCAGUAACUUGGACACAAGGUUCAGCAGUUAGAAAGUUUGUCUUCAAUGUCAUAAGGAUGUUCCGAACUCUACAUGUCUUUAUAGGAACAUUCUACAACGUCCCGGGCAGUCAUUUUAGCAAGUCCCAGCAUGCACUUUGCCUGCUCUUCCAUAUCAUCCUGAACCUGUUCGUCUGCCUGUCCCUCGCAGAAGACGCCAAACUUGACUUGCAAGGAGACAGAAACACUAAGAAAAAUGAGAGGGCGGCCGGAAACUUUUCCACGCUUUUCAUCUUUAGCGUUACGGUGACGUCACUGUUAUCAUUCUCAGUAGUAGCCUGGUUCGAAAUGUUGGAUUAUUUAUCUCUGACUCGUGCGAAGUUAAGAUAUCCUCACGACAUCAACUACAGAAACAAAGUCACUAGCUCCGCCAGUAGCCUAGCGAGUGGAAACCAUCUCAAUAAUAUCAGCCAAAAAAGCAGCACUGUAUAUAGCAGAGGCUAUUUGUCUUCCAAGCCAGAUAGAAGCAGCAAUGUUGACAAAAACGCAUCGUCGUUCAGCAAAGACUGGUUGCCCACAGCCAACUUGGACAUCAGCCAGAACAAAGGUUAUCCAGGGUGGGGAGGAUUUAGCCAAAGCGAUCACCAGAGCGACGUGACAUCCGAGUCAACGUUUGCAAGCGGGAGCACCCCGAGCAUAUUGUCAGAAAGAGCCAGGCAGUUGACGAAAUCGUUGUUGGCCAAACCAAGGAUGGACUCUAGGAGAACAGCCUUAAAAAAGCGGACUAUGGUUCAGGUGGAAAACUACUUCAAGCUCAGGGAGCUGGAGAGAACGUUCCUAGGAUCUAAAGUGGACAUCCAUGCGGACGCGGAAUCAUUGGCUGGCACUUUUUCCGACUUCAUGGACAACUUGGGUUUAGCAGAGGAUGUUGCAUUCCGAGCUAGCUUCAGGAGCUUCCUACCGAAUCUACUUCAGCUGAUCUCCAACUUGCUCUUGCUCUCGGUCACCCUAGUCCUGAGCGUCCGGCUGAUCUACGCCAGUCUGAGCUUAAAGGACAACAGCCGCGUGAAGGCGCUCUUCUGGAUGACCUUGCCCUUCUCGCUUUGCGUGGUCCACCCCAUACUGAUCCUCAUCCUCACGGCUAUGUUGACCAAUAGGGAUUUGAUCGGAAUUAGCCUGAACGCAGAGAGACGACUCAGAGGCAUAAAUUCGCAGUUGGUGUUCCACAUGAAAAUGGCUAGCCAGUGCUACGUAGAGAAAAGUCGCUACGUCCCGAAAAACCGUUGCUACUUCCGUAAGAAUAAAAAAGAUCGACACAGAAGAUAUUGCCAGUUUUUCGUAAAGGCAGGUAACUCAUUUAUUUCCUUUCUAACUCACUCUAUGAAAUACGGGGCCGUGGCGGACGCCCUUGGUAUAUUCAGCGUGACCCAUUUCUCCAAGAGGAAAUCUCAAUUCAUAUUCAUCGUCCUGGUAAUCGUGGUCAUCAAUGUCCAGCUAGGGUCAGUUCGUGACCGUUACAUGCAGACUACUUUCAUUCGCCGCCUGCUCCAAGUGGGAAGAAACGAAAUUACGUUAGAGCAGAGUCUGACAGUGGCCGAUGUCUGGAGUCACAUAAGACAGAGACUCUAUUUAAUGACCCACUGGAACCUGGUCGACAUCAACACUACCGCCAGUUUCCACGUGCUGUCCAGUGCAAGACUUCGACAGGUCCGAGUCAUACACGACGAUGCUACUUGUAAGAAUCUUCUGCCAGUGAACGACACUCAGUACUGUCACUACGACAUAGAACAAAGUAUUGUAGAUACCAAGACGUACGCUUGGACCUGGAUGAGACCUAUCCAGCGUACAACUAGUCCUGGACCCUUUAGCUUCACAGAAGGUGAACACUUCAGCACUUUGAUUCACAGUUACCCUGGAGGCGGAUAUGACGUCAUCUUCACUCAUAGCGACAGAAUUCCAGUCAAAAUUGACCAGGUCAACAGUCGAAUGUGGGUGGACGAGAGAACAAGGGCAAUCAAAGUCGACAUGGCUUUGUUUAACGCGGACACUCAGCUAAUGACCUCGGUCAGUCAUGUGUACGAGUUCACAGGUGCUGGAAUAUUUCAGAAUACCCUCAGGGUCUACACAUUUCCCCUCUACUAUCUGCACAACACACAGGAAGUACUGCGCAUGUGUUAUUUCUUCAUGGUGCUACUAACAUUGUAUUUUGCAGUCAAGGAAAUCAUUGAAAUACGAACUUCUGGGAUCUGGAAUUAUUUUAGCGACCCAAUGUCUUGGUUAAACUUACUUGAACGUGGGACUAGCAUUACCGUCAUUGCUGGGUUUACAUAUGAAUACUUUUAUAGAUCAAACGCUAUUCAAAAAGUCAAGACUUACUUCUCCACCAGAGAAGAGCAAAGAGUUUACUUUGACUUCAGCGACAUCUCCAACAUCGCCAUCUUCAUCACCCAAAUGUGCUGCAUUCUGGCAAUCGUCACAUUUAUCAAAAUACUCCUAAAGACAUCCACGUUCGCCUCCGUGUCCAAGUUUUUGGAGCUCAUUCCUCCGGUGCUAAAAAACAGUUAUCUGGUGGUGAUGGCCGUCAUUACGUACGCCUGUUUCGGAUUUUUCAUCUUCAGUGAAGAUGGCCACUUCUACACCUUCACCAAGUCCGUCUACUCGGUGACCGAGUUGUUAUUGAACCCUGGGCUGCUGAAAUCCUUGAUCAGGACCUACCAGGUCAUCGCCCCUGUCUACAUCACGGUGACUGUGUCCGUCAUGAAAUACGUUCUCAUCAACUACUUUAUCACGUUCCUCAAUGAGGAGUACUCCCGGAUAUGCACGGCCAUGCGCAUGCGCUUUGAAGGCAAGAAGGCCUUCCUGCUGGAAGAGGUGAUCAAGUACCUGACCAGAAAGCAGAAGACUCAGGCCGUGGACUCAGGGGAGACAAGAGACGCCACUAGGAAAGAAGGGAAGCAAGCGAGACAGAUAUUGGAAGACAUGCUGGAAGAAGCUAAAAGUGAUUUCGACCUGGUCAAGUGGGCUAACGCAUUGGAAGAUCGCAAUCCAGUUAUCACUUAGUCUUUUUGAGAAACGAAUCUGGCAGAACAUUUUGAUAAUUGAUUAUUAGAUAGUGGAAACAUUUCUAAAUGAAGUGCAUAAGUAUCCAAGAGACCAACGUUUAUGAUCAAGCUCGGGUAUGGUUCUCUAAAAAGACAUUCGCUUAGUAGCCUACAUGUUUGUCUUUAUUCAAGAUGUAGCAAUCGUGUAUACUUAGAUUCCGGAUCCAUUCUUCAAAGCCGGCUCUAGAGAAGAUGGUAAAGGGGGGAGCGGGGCGGCUCUGAAGGAGAUAUAGAAAUGCAGGGCAUUUAUUUUUAUUAUUAUUUUUAUUUUAUUUUUGUUUUACUCUGCGCGGGAUUCUUUUCAGCCGCGGUGCUUUAGGGGGUCUCCCAGGGUCUGUCAGCUCUACUCACUUUAAAAGUCGUUAUUAGUCCAAUUUUUAAAUUAUCACUUUCGUUAUAAAUUUUUUGCUUGUAACUUUGUUUCGAUUACAGUAAUUAUGUUAUUAAUUUUAAAAAAUCAA
Messenger RNA from Biomphalaria glabrata, 7645 nucleotides. RefSeq lists its product as uncharacterized. The record is from RefSeq and is a predicted model, not a curated record. Lineage: Eukaryota; Metazoa; Mollusca; Gastropoda; Planorbidae. The transcript is spliced from 46 exons. Gene Ontology annotation, molecular function: protein binding. Bases 25 to 7143 code for a protein of 2372 amino acids.